Molecule: messenger RNA, 705 nt
Organism: Bombyx mandarina (wild silkworm)
Lineage: Eukaryota; Metazoa; Arthropoda; Insecta; Lepidoptera; Bombycidae
Product: polypeptide N-acetylgalactosaminyltransferase 3
Biological process (GO): protein O-linked glycosylation
Cellular component (GO): Golgi apparatus
Molecular function (GO): polypeptide N-acetylgalactosaminyltransferase activity
Source: RefSeq, a predicted model, not a curated record
UUUAUUAUUAAUAAUCAGAAAAUUUAAAAAAAUGCUAGAUUUAAUGUGUUUACAAAAUAAUAAUGUUAAUACUUUCACUGACUUUAAAUGAACACAUUUGAGAAAUAAAGACAAAAUUCUUAUAAAAUGCUUCGGACCGAGUUUGGUGCUUUGUUAUGUCGAGGACGUAAGAAAAGGAUUGUGACAUUGAUACUAAUAUUGAUAUUUUUAAUAAACGCUAUGUUUUAUGUUAGUUUUGAAUUGUAUAAUACAGUUAUGAGAAAAAAUAAGAAGCUCUGGUAUAACAGACUGAAGUAUGAUAAGAACUCAUAUGUUGAUGAAAGUGGUAUGAGAGUUAUCGUCGGACAUUAUGUUGGUGGUAUGGGAGGAGGGAAUCUAUCAGAAGAAAUAAUGCACACUAAUAACUAUUCACCAGUACCUGGAGCCGGAGAGGGUGGUAGACCUGUGCAGUUGUCUCCACGAGAGCUCAUCACUGCUAGAGAGCUCUAUACAUUACAUUCUUAUAAUAUACUUGUUAGUGAUAGGAUAGCUAUUAAUAGAAGUCUUCCUGAUAUGCGAAGUGAUAGUUGUAGAAGCGUCGUGUAUGAUACGGAAGAACUUCCGACUGCUAGUGUUAUAAUAGUCUUCCAUAAUGAGGCCUGGUCUACGUUAAUGAGGACCAUCAUGUCAGUUCUGAUGAGGUCCCCACAGCUUUUACUAAAGCAG